Molecule: messenger RNA, 543 nt
Organism: Rotaria socialis
Lineage: Eukaryota; Metazoa; Rotifera; Eurotatoria; Philodinida; Philodinidae
Source: the annotation of a GenBank genome assembly
AUGAGUAUUAUGGAUAUCGAACCAUUAAAUAAUGAUACGAAAGUUCGCAUUGAUAUUUCUGAUGCAACAUAUCAAUAUUCAACAAUGUCUCAACUGUCAAAAAUUGAUCGUACACGGAAAAUCCUUCUUCUCUUAAUUUCCAUGGAAUUUGUUCUAUCUACGAUAAGUGUGAUUACUGUCAUUUAUUCGUAUGCGCUUGAUUUUACAUUGGGAUUUGAAUCGUACAAUGUAGUUUUUCGAUUCUUAUCAUUUUUAUCAUUUUUAUGUUUUGGCUUUGGAUUAAUUGCUGCCGAUCGAUAUUACGUAACAGGUUUACGUCUAUUCGCCAUGCUACUUAUGCUAGAUUUAAUAUUAAGUUAUUUGAGUCUGAUAAAUUUUAUUAUAAUACCAAUGACUUUUGAAAAAUAUUCCAUGGGUAAGGUUCCAGUCAUCAUUUUUAUUCUGAUCUUUUUGAUGAUAUUCUUUGUAAUAUUAUUUCUCCAGGCAUAUAUUAUUAGAUUGGCCUAUAAAUUAUCAAAUUUACUUAAUGCUAAUAAAUAUUGA